Mus musculus (house mouse) is the source of this 4128-nucleotide messenger RNA. It is a transcript of the gene Klhl20, whose product is annotated as kelch-like 20. The record is from RefSeq and is a predicted model, not a curated record. Bases 1153 to 2076 code for a protein of 307 amino acids. Gene Ontology annotation, biological process: protein K33-linked ubiquitination; Golgi to endosome transport; proteasome-mediated ubiquitin-dependent protein catabolic process. Gene Ontology annotation, cellular component: cytosol; dendrite; perinuclear region of cytoplasm. NCBI's taxonomy places the organism in Eukaryota, Metazoa, Chordata, Mammalia, Rodentia, Muridae. The transcript is spliced from 12 exons. Gene Ontology annotation, molecular function: ubiquitin-protein transferase activity; type II interferon binding.
UCCUGUUUCUGGAUCUGGGCGGGUGCAGGGAAAGGAAAUCGCUGCAGGAGCCGCAUCCUGCCUGCGCUAGCGGCUCCAGAGGUGGAGGCAGAGAGGGCGGAGAAGGCAGAGAGGGUGCCGCAGAGAGAAAAGUGUCAAAGCCAGUACGGCUUUAGAACACGGUGAAGGAUACUUUUCAUGGUGCAGGGAAGGAAAGCCAAUGCGCAGGUGUACCAACAUUCGACCAGGAGAGACUGGAAUGGAUGUAACAAGCCGCUGCACCCUUGGAGACCCCAACAAGCUGCCAGAAGGGGUUCCCCAACCUGCUCGCAUGCCCUAUAUUUCAGACAAGCACCCUCGGCAAACCUUGGAAGUGAUCAACCUUCUGAGAAAGCACCGGGAGCUAUGUGAUGUGGUGCUAGUUGUGGGCGCUAAGAAGAUAUAUGCCCACCGCGUCAUCCUGUCAGCCUGCAGCCCCUACUUCCGAGCAAUGUUUACAGGGGAGCUGGCAGAAAGCCGGCAGACAGAAGUAGUGAUCCGAGACAUAGAUGAGAGGGCCAUGGAGCUCCUGAUUGACUUUGCAUAUACCUCCCAGAUCACUGUGGAAGAGGGCAAUGUUCAGACUCUCUUGCCUGCUGCUUGCCUCCUCCAGCUGGCAGAAAUACAGGAAGCCUGCUGUGAAUUCUUAAAGAGACAAUUAGAUCCUUCUAAUUGUCUGGGCAUUCGGGCUUUUGCUGACACACAUUCUUGCCGUGAGUUGCUAAGGAUUGCAGACAAGUUCACCCAACAUAACUUUCAAGAGGUAAUGGAGAGUGAAGAAUUCAUGUUACUUCCGGCCAACCAACUCAUUGACAUAAUAUCUAGUGAUGAGCUCAAUGUUCGGAGUGAAGAACAAGUGUUCAAUGCAGUGAUGGCCUGGGUCAAAUACAGUAUUCAGGAAAGACGGCCUCAGUUACCCCAGGUGCUGCAACAUGUUCGCCUGCCUUUGCUUAGUCCCAAGUUCCUGGUGGGCACCGUAGGCUCUGACCCCCUCAUUAAAAGUGAUGAAGAAUGCAGGUAUGAGAGGGUGAGAAAGACCAGCAACUAAGCAUUCCUGAGUUCUGCUACUCUGCUUACUGAGACUUGGUAGAUGAGGCUAAAAACUACCUCCUGUUGCCUCAAGAACGACCACUAAUGCAAGGGCCAAGGACAAGACCACGGAAACCUAUCCGAUGCGGAGAAGUACUCUUUGCAGUUGGUGGUUGGUGCAGUGGAGAUGCCAUUUCCAGUGUUGAACGCUAUGACCCCCAGACCAAUGAGUGGCGAAUGGUAGCUUCAAUGAGCAAAAGGCGAUGUGGAGUCGGGGUCAGUGUUCUUGAUGACCUGUUAUAUGCAGUAGGCGGCCAUGAUGGAUCCUCAUAUCUCAAUAGUGUUGAAAGAUAUGACCCCAAAACUAACCAAUGGAGCAGCGAUGUGGCCCCUACAAGCACCUGCAGGACAAGCGUUGGUGUGGCAGUCCUUGGAGGUUUUCUCUAUGCUGUGGGUGGACAGGAUGGUGUCUCUUGCCUCAAUAUAGUUGAGAGGUAUGAUCCAAAGGAGAACAAGUGGACCCGGGUGGCUUCAAUGAGCACUAGAAGGCUAGGGGUGGCUGUCGCCGUGUUGGGAGGGUUCUUAUACGCUGUUGGUGGCUCAGAUGGAACAUCUCCACUUAACACAGUGGAGCGCUACAAUCCUCAGGAAAACAGAUGGCACACCAUAGCGCCUAUGGGGACCCGAAGAAAACACCUAGGCUGUGCGGUGUACCAGGACAUGAUCUAUGCAGUGGGAGGGAGAGACGACACUACAGAGCUUAGCAGUGCUGAGAGAUACAACCCCAGAACUAACCAGUGGUCUCCCGUGGUGGCCAUGACAUCCCGCAGGAGUGGAGUCGGCCUGGCCGUGGUCAAUGGACAGCUUAUGGCAGUGGGGGGCUUUGAUGGCACAACAUACUUGAAGACCAUUGAAGUUUUUGACCCAGAUGCCAAUACGUGGAGGUUAUACGGAGGGAUGAAUUACCGUCGGCUAGGAGGUGGUGUAGGAGUUAUUAAAAUGACACAUUGUGAAUCCCAUAUAUGGUGAACACAGGAAAAAAAUCUUGCAUAUGCUCCUUUAUAUUUGGAAGAGCCUUGACUUCGAAGCUUUGUACAGCUGGAGAAAACAAUAGAACAAAUUUUAUUCUUUGCCGGUGCCUCAACAUUCAGAAAUACCCGUCUAAGGACGGAGCUCACCUGCAAAACGCCGCCUUUGCACAAUGCCUUUCCGCUCUGUGCAGAAGAGUAUUUAUUUUUGGCUUUAAUUUAUCAUGGAGUUUUGAUGGGGAUUUUUGUUUUUGUUUUGUUGGUUUGGGUCCUUUGGGCUUUUGUUGUUGUUAUUGUUGUGUUGUUUUUAAUUUUUUUUUUUUAACUUAUCCUUCCUACCAUGAAAAAAAAGGAGGGGGGAAAAAGGCAAAAAUUCCAAGCUGCAAAAUUUUCUUUGCUUUAUAGGUUUUGGAUUGGUUUUAAAGAUCCUGGUAAGCGCAGAAGACCUAUGUGUGACCUGAUGUUAUUCCUUUUAGACAUAUCUAUACAUCUGCAGAGAUUGCCAGUGAUGAAGGUAAAACGCUAGUAUAUGCGCUCGUUACCACUUUGCACUAAAUAGUAGAGCACUCCAAAUGUAAAGCUGGUUCAGUGAGAGUGCGUGCUGCUUCUGCAGAGGACCCGAGUUCAGUUCCCAGCACUUAUAUCUGGCAGCUCACAACUGUGUGUAAUUCCAUGAACAACGGUGGCUCUCAGCCUUCCUGAUGCUGUAGCCCUUUAACACAGUUCCUCACGUCGUGCUGACCCCCAACCAUAACAUUAUUUUUGUUGCUACUUCAUAACAGUCAUUUUGCUGCUGUUAUGAAUCAUGAUGUAGACAUCUGAUUACAGUAUAUCUGAUAUGUAACUCAUGUGAAAGGGCCCUUUGACCCCCCUACCCACGCGCCCCACCCCCGAAGAGGUCACGACCCACAGGUUAAAAACUGCUGAACUUGCUUAUCCAGGGCUCACUUUCGUCCUUUGUAGGUACCCGCAUUCCUACGCAUUCAUAUACAUACAAACACACAUCCACCCAUCAAAUAUAAGUAAUUAAAAAUGAAAUUUCUUUUAAAUGUAAAAGAAAAACUGAAUAAGAAGACAUCUCACUAAACAGGAAAAUUAGGAAGGACUAUUAAGUCUAUAAAAGCAGGACUCAGAUGCUACACUUUGCAUUCACUGGUGGGCAUUUUCAUCUGGCUAGCUCAACUUUAUUCUUACCCCAGUUCCCUUUUUUCUCCUGUAAUAUUUUCAUAGUUUCUGCCACAUGUAUCUAGGUCUCUUAUAAAAGCAAUGUGAGGCUCAUUGGUUGUCAUCUUGAGAAUUCCAGUGAAGGCGAGUGUGGCUGUGGAAGAGUUGUGCCGACUGUCACCACCUGCAGCUUUCUUUCCUGUCUCCUCUUGGCCACCAAGGAGCAGUGAACUUUCUCCAGCCGUGAAUUCUGAUUUUCACUUUACACUGGAUGUUCUGGCCUGGUGACUCUGAGGUGACCCUUAUAUACACCAAAGGACUGAUCUUCAUGUUAGAGUACAUGUUUAGGAGCACCACGCCAGCGAAGUGUGUGGACAGAGCUGGGGUCCUUACGCUGAGUGUCACUCUUCAUCUCAGAAGGCCACUGUUACUCUGUCCUUAGGCUAUCACUCUUCAUCUCAGAAGACCACUGUUACUCUGUCCCUAUGCUGAGUGUCACUCUUUCAUCUCAGAAGACCACUGUUACUCUGUCUCUUAAGUUGCACUUUCUGAUGAAAAGUUAAACAUUUUAAGGAAAUAAAUGAAUAUUUUAGUGCCUAAGGUUCUCCCCCAUUAUAGUCACAGACUGAUUUUUUUUUUCUUUCAGUGUAUUUUGCAGGAAAAUCUUUGAAUGAGACUUUAGCCACAACCAAAAGGAAUAACCUUUACCUUCUCCCUCUCCCCUGGCACCUUUUGUGUUUACAUUUAAACAUCAUUUGCACCUUUUUCAAGGAAAAAAAUAAGUAUUUGGUAAACAAUUGUUUACAUGUAUCAUUUAUGCUUUUUUCUAGCAUGUAUAACUUUUUAAAAUAAAGGUAGUAUUUACCAUAAAAAUGUUUUAAUUUUUAAA